AACACCCUGUGUGGCUCUGUCAAGAAUCGAGAUGGACCGAACUCGGUCGUAGACGUCAAUCAACGCAAAAAAGAUUAGCUAAAUUUUGGUUAGUUUCUUAAUAUUCUUCGCAUUCAAAAUAAAUAGUGGAAAAUUCUACGCUUUGGUAGUGUCUACGCAGUAAUGAAAUGGUAAAACAAAUUGAUCAAAACCAGUUUAAGUAUAUUUUUAUCAGUCUCCAUUACAAAACUAAAAAUGAGUGCUAAGGACAAGGAGAACACACUGAACAAACUAAAGCAAUUUUUUCGCAUCUCUAAAACCAGUGGGACAACUCACCGGGAUCGAAAUUGUUUCCCAAUAUCAUCCGAGUUGGAAAGAGAAUUGCAACCGGAAACGCCCGUGGGACAACGUUGCAAAGCGUUGAAGGACUUUAGUGACAAUGUAAUCAAGUAUCGUUUGGAAGUAGACGCCGUACAGCUUCUUUGGCAAUUAACGAAAGAUUUAAUUGUCGGAAACAAAUCUACUGAACAAAGACACGUUGCAUUGAAUUUCUACUGCAAACUGAUUCAAGGACAGUAUGACAAUUUGAAAUUGAUGAGAGCCCACUUUUUCCGAGUUAUCGUUUCACACGAGGAACCCGAAGAUAUCGCCUACCGACUAGAAAUGCUCACAAGACUCACAGAAAAUGGAAAAAACAUUCAGUAUUUCGAGAAGGAAAUUGGAUCAUUUCUUGUCCAGUGGAUUCCGCAAAUUGAUCAAGCCGGGUUGAUUGUCCCCUUGCUAGAUUUGAUUGUUAAUCUGGUCAAGUACAAUGCAGCAAGCUUGGAAAAAAAUUUCUUAGUUGGAAUUGUUAACUAUAUUUUUGAUAUCACAUGUAAAGUUGAUGAUACACAAACUAUCCUGCUUUGCUUAUCAGUUCUGGAUUGCUUCAUCUGUUACGCUAUCAUUCCGAGCGAAACACUGACACUGUUCAUCGUCAUUCUCUGCCGAACAGUGAAUCGAGAAGCUUACUGCCAGACAUCGUGGAAAAUCAUGAAGAAUUUGUUCGGGACGGCACUAGGGCAUGCAACGUUGUUGACUAUGUGCAACAUUUUGAACGACAAAACAUUCUACAGGGACGAAGCGCUAUUGCGUGGGGCUAUAUUCCACACCAAUGUUGGCCUUUGGGGUGUUAGUGGAUGCCCUGUCCCCAUUCUAAACUGCUCACCGUCGAUCGUGUUGAAUAGUUUUUGGAACGCACUGAAAAGUGAACAUGAGGUCGUGACGUACGAAGUUAUUCUAAGCAUUCAUCGGCUUAUACAAAAAAGUGGCUCGGAAUUGAAUGAACCAACAUGGGACAUCAUAUGUGAUAUCAUGACAGAGAUAUCUUCUAAUUUGGCAAAAUACAGAUUGCCUAAUGAAAAUCAAAUCGUGAAACAUUUUCACGAAACGUUGGAUCUGAUUGAAGAGCUUCUGGAACGAAAUGACAUAAAUGCCGAUCCGGAAAAGAUUUAUGGACUAAUUGAGAAGGUAUCCAACGAACGCCCGGAAGCAUCGGUAAAAGGAUUGAUCGAAUACAUGACAUUGAAAAUUUCUGCCACGCGGCCGCAGUGGCUGUUGGAGCUUUGUUCCUUCAUGGAUCGCUUCUACAAAAUGAAAAACACAAUGAUUCGUGUGUAUGCUGUCCAAGCUCUGGUGCGAAUAAUGACCAUCAAUCGAGCGGCAUACGAAGAGGAAAUCUUGGAGCGUAUCGUUAUGGUUCAUCUGGGUGGAGUGAUUCAUGAAACGGACGCCGAAGUACGGAAAGCUGUAGCCAGUGCGCUUAUUGAAUUUAUUUCGCACUGUGAUACAAAGCGGUGUUUCGAAUUGUUGGAAAUUGUUGGCAAGAUGCUCCAACGUCCCUACGAUUGCUAUGCACAAAAUAAAUCGAUCGUGACAUCGAUUAGAGACGUUGAAGACAUUAUCGUGCUCGUUGAGGGGUUGAUUCGAAUUUUCGGGGUAAAACUAUAUCGCAUUCCAUCGACUCAUGCCAUUAAGGUGUACCAGUUACUAAUGCGCUCGCUGGAGGCUCACUAUGAGAAUCCUGUUGUAUUUCAAAAUGUGAACAUCGUACGACAUAAAAUCUUUUCUUGGAUGUUGAAGGCUCGUGCAAAUAUUUCCUUUCACGUUGGAUACCCUGAUCCGAUGAAUAUGAAUAAAAUCCGUUUCAGCUACUAUUUGGGAAUCGAGGGCCCGUACCAACAUCAAAGUAUGCAGCCACAGCAGCAAUCAACCCCGUCCCAACAAGCGCAAUCAUCGAGUCAGCUAAAUUUAGCUCAACAAGAUGCUGGAAAAACGACUGAAGCCAUGCCUUCCACCAAUUUGACGACCAUCUCAAUCAAACGUGGUUGCCAGAUAAUUGUGGUUUGUCUAAAAGAGGAAAAGGAUUGGCAGAUCAUUCAGUUAGUGCUAUCUGAGUUACCCAACAUAAUGGAAAACAAGGCACUAAUCCAGGGGAACGAUAUUGAUUCACUAGCCAAAACACUCUUUCGAAUGUACAACGAUAGGAUGUUAGUCGAUAGACUUUUGUUCUAUCUGAACAAACCCACUCAAUCUGAUAUUCAUGACCUCGUACUGCCAGCGCUGGCUAGUUUGGCUACAUACCAUCAGCAUUUGGAGUUUUCGACCAAAAAGAACAUUAUAGAAGCACUUAAGCAGGGCCUUAUUUCAAGACGGCCCCAGGUAUGCAUUCAAACCCUGACGGUGUUGCUUCUUGAGAUGCCAGACCCUUUAGUGUCCAAAUUGACCGAUUUGUUAUUUGAGCUCAGUAAAAUGGCAAAUACUACGACUGUCGCUGUUUCGGUGUUGGAAUUUUUGUCCACACUUAGCCAUUUGCCAAGUGACAGAAUCGCCAACUUCCGAGUUGUGGAAUAUAUGUACGUUCUGGCAAUGUCGUUUCCGUAUACAAAUCCGUACCGUUAUGAUCAUUAUACUGUUUCUUUGGCCCAUCACGUUAUUGCUGGUUGGUUCCUUAAGUGUCGUCUACCUAUGCGCAAAAACUUGGUUGAUUACAUCGUAAAAGGUCUAGAAUCUUACGUUCACACGCCGUUCCAGGACGGCUCGAAGCCUCGCAACGACUUUUCGCAGGUCAAUGAAGAUUCCUCCAAUCGCAAGCGCAGCUCUAGCUUAACCGAGCAAGGAUCCAAACGAAGAGGAGCAGGCGAUCGUAGUGCCAUUCAACAACAAUCCCAACAGCGACCCUCCAAACCAAACAGUGACCUUCACAAUUUUCAUUUCGAGUUGGCUGAAACAUGCAUCGAUUUCAUGGCAAAUCACACAUAUUCCCCUUGUGGCGGUAUGGCAAAACGUAGUCCUGCAGCAGAGUUUUUACUUCGAGGUGGUCAAUCGAAUACUUGGCUAGUUGGCCACAAUCUUAUUACAAUUACCACCAGCGGAUGUUCGGCGGUUCCAUUUCGUAAUGGACUCUGCGAUCGAUGUUUCAGUAUGUGUAAAGAAAACAACACUAAAUCGGAACCGAGUACUGCCAGUACUGGUUUGCUGUUGUCACCUGAGACGAGUAUCGUGUCCAACAAAGAUUCUGGCGUGGUGGUACCAGGGAGCAGUAACGCCGAUAGUCAAUCUGUCAACAAAAGGUAUACCAAAGCAAGUUUGCAACAUAGUAGUGCAAACGAGUCGGAGAGCACAGAUCUAACGAGUUCAACCUCCUCGUCAUCGGCUGCGACUCCUUUUCCUCAUGGCACAACGACGGCAUUGAAUAAUCGUUUCUUCCGCCAAGGGUCUCAGGAAGGCUACUCAUCGGGAUCACUCGAGACUUUGUCCCGCCGAGGUAGUAAUCCUGAUGCAACUGCCGAAAAUAUUGCAGCAGUUGCAGCUGAUCAACAACAAUCGCAUCCGAAUUUGACCGUUGCUCGAUCUGAGUCUGCUCUGAUGACGACGCUUGGCAACAAGUUGAUAUUACCACAACAACAACAGUCACAACAACAAAAUAAUGCGAGUGGAACUGGUGCUAUCGCUACCGGCGGUUUGAUGGAAAAACCAAUCCAACUUUGUGCAUGUUCUUGCACUGGAUGGGCAGAGAUCUGCAUUCGUCGCCCCACAGGUGUCCUGUCAUGGAUGAUGCGAGUUCAAAACCAGCUGAACUAUGAUUCAUCAAUGGGUGAAUUUCCCCUACAGGAUCUAACCGCUUUAUUCGUACCCAGCCUCGGUGGAGGUAUAGUCGGAGCAGAUUUUCUGGGAGAGAUUCAGCGAAAUACAUCCAAUAUGAAUUUGAAUGCUCCAGCAACUGGGGCAUCAACAGCCAGUUUAAAUAUUGAAGAACUUGAUUCCAAUCCAAAACAAGUUGCACCACCUUCUAGCAUAGCGCCUAAAGCAAAAGUUUCCAUAUCGGACGAAGUAUUCGAAAUUCGGAAAGAUGACGAGAGUAGUGAUAUGGGAGAAGAAGAUGGACUAGAAGAUGCUUUGGCAGCAAGAGCUGAUCGGACUACAAGUACUGGCCCGAUUGACAUUCCUAGACACGGAAAGAAUGAUGACGAAAACGUCGAGUCACACGAUACGAAGGAUGAAGAUGUCGAUGCUGACGUGGAGUUUGACGAUCCCGAAGGAAGAUCUAGGAAUCCAGUUCGAAGAGUUAAUUCCAGCCCUGAAAUGAGAUCGAAUUGGAAGAGUCAAUUCAUAACCAAGGCCAACAAAGAGGUUUCAAUUGGGCCAGCUGGAUCAACUGGGGAACCAGUCGAAUCUACAACAGAAAAUGAAGGGCAGCAGAAGAAAAAGAAUUAUGGAAAAGGUGUCAGUUGCGAAGCUAUUCCCGAGGAAAUAGCAGGUUCGACGCCUCCAAGUGGUCUGAAGUCAACUGUUUCGUCUGAAUCAAAUGAAAGUCUUACUGUUCGUGCAUCUGGCAAUGUUAAGCAACAAGCAGAUUUUACGAGUUCUGGCGCUACCCUGCACCCAUCGGCAUCGCUUCCGGAAUCUUCCGGUUCUGAAGUGUCUAACGCUGCUGUACCACGAAAGCAACAUUCUGCAGACGACGCACUUGUCACUAGAACAGAAGGUACAAGUUCCUCGACAGAAACCAUCGCCUCUCCCGCAAUGAUGCAACCAAUCACACAAACACUAUCUUCUUCAUCGCUCAAUCUAAAACUUCCCAUGGAAAAGGUUACUACCAAGCCACCACAGUCGCCUGCUCCGUUAUCACCUCGUUUGCUUGUUAGAAAUCCAAUCAAUGGGAAAUUGUCCAGUUCGGGUACUGCUUCGCCGUCCUUCCCAGCCAUGUCAGCAGGUGGCAUGCAUCCAAACGAAAACGAUCUUCCCAGAGGACGAUCUAAAACUAUUUCCGUGGCUCGCGAACACUAUAGCCGAGACAAUCUUAAGUGGGGUCUGAACAAGAAUACUAACGCAUCCAGAUUGCGUGGCGAGCAGUCCGGUGGGGGCGUUGCAUCACGAUCGGUAAUUAGUCCAAGCUUUGUUUUUCUGCAGUUGUAUCAUAGCGGUCAAAUUAAUUCAACGGAAAGGCCAAUUUUGAUGGACAAAGAAACGAGUGACAGGGCUAUCCACCUCUUAGAUUUGAUUGCUCCAUUCGAGAAGCACAAGAUUGGUGUUCUCUAUGUCGGUCCAGGUCAGGUCGGAAGCGAAAUAGACAUACUAAAAAAUCGCUACGGUAGUCUACGUUAUGCGAAAUUCCUUCGAAAGCUCGGAACACUUGUCGCGAUCAAAGAAGCCAAAGAGCACAACUUUUUUAUAGAUUUAGAGUGCAAUGGAAAGGAUGGAAAGUUCACCUAUAUUUGGCAGGAUGAUAUCGUACAGGUAACAUUCCAUGUUGCUACGCUGAUGCCGAAUCACAAACAUGAUCCCAACUGUAACGAGAAGAAAAAGCACAUUGGAAACGACUUUGUAUCGAUUGUAUACAAUGAAAGCGGAGAGGAGUAUGAUUUGAAAACUAUUAAGGCUCAAUUUAACUACGCUUGUGUGGUCAUAGAACCGAUUGAACUGGAAAGCAAUCGCGUUUUUGUGCUCGCUCGGUCGGAUAUCGCGCAACACGUAUGCAGCAAACCAAAAAUCGUCUCCGACUCCAGCGCUCCUUUACUUGCUCGACAGAUGGCGCUGCACGCCAAUCUGGCAUCUAUGGUAUCACAAUCACUGAAAACGAAGAACCAGAACCCGUACGCAUCGAACUGGUUGGAAAGGUUACGGAAAAUCAAGAAUAUACGAGCCAAAAUUCCAAAAACCUUAGACACACACGACCAGUCUGGCACUGGCAGUCGGACAGCCGGAGGAAGCGUGGGAUCUGCUCAAGAUCUUACCACACCUUCGACCACCCGAGGAGAUCACUUUAUUACUUAUACUCAGUAGUACUAUAAACUCGCAAAGUGUCAAUAUGAGUUAAACUCAUUGUUCACGAUCAUAUUCACCUUCGAAUUGAAAGCUUUUUUCUAAAAAGAUUAUGGUCCAUAGUUGAUGAAUGUUUUGGACCUAGCACUUAGAAUGGAUGCUUAAAAUAAAUAUCUUACAAUAUUGUUACAAUAUCUGCUCGUUGAUGGGGGAAAGGGAGGGGGGUGUUGCUUCUCUAAUUUUCUGGCCAUCACAUGAUAUGAUUUGGUAUUCUUAGUAUGUAUAACAAACAUAACGAUGUGAUGCAAGGUGCCAAAAACGCAAUAAAAUCCUGUGAAUCCGAUUUUGCAUUGGAUUUUCUGCUCUAAAGAUAUCAUCAAGGGGCCGUUUAUAAACGAUGUCGAAUAUUAACAGUUCAUCGCUGUUGUGCUAUCUUAUGACAAGCGCCAUUUAGCACAUUUCGAGAAAUACGAUUUUUAAAGUUUGAGAUUGAAUAUCUUGAAACUUAUAAAUGGUAUAAACAUUCCAAAGAAGACAAUUAAUGCUUCUAUCUAUUCUUCAUCAAUCUCUCAAAUAUUACGAAGAUCGCUUGACUAUGUUGCGAGUUUUUACUAUGAAUGUAAACAAAAGUCGCACUCACACGUGUCAUAGGCGUGUAUUGAUGACAAAAUUUGUAUGACGUGUCAUAAUCGUGCAUGAAAAAUUUUCCAUAGAAAAAAAUCAUCAAUUUUUAACUUUUAUUCAUAUCUUUGCGUUCAUAUGGGCUAUAAACAAUCGGUGAAAUGCAUUUUGAAGGAAAUGAGUCAGGGCAUCUAGAAAAAAUAGUUAUUUUUAGUUACAGUGUUGCCAAAUAUCCUUUAUUUCCAAUUUAAAACUAAAACUGUGUUUUUCUCACAACUCGUGUAAUUUUCUUUUGAAAAUGUUUAUGUCAUUGUGUUCCUCAGACAUUUUCACGCAUAAAAACAUCUAAAACUUCAAUAUAACUUGAGCAAAUCCCUAGAUACAGUGAUUUUAAGCAAAAAACUCACAAUUUCUCAUGACGUUUCUCGCAAUAUCUAAGUAACCAAGUAGAAUUUCAAAAUUCUGAAAACGCCACUUUGUAGAGAUUUUUCAAACAAGUAAUGUGGCAUAUGAGCGACCGAAAAUAAAAGUCGCAAGGGCAGAACAUGCUUCGUAAAACCCGUUUCAAAUAUAUUAGAAUAUAAAAACCGGAUAUAAACUUCAAGCAUGAAAAUCGGACUGGGACUUUCUUCUGCAAGAGUCGGAUAAAAAAACCUUUAUAUAAAAACCGGAAGAAAACAUGUCCGAUUCUUACAACGAAGUUUUUGUUAGCCGACUUUUAAUCUUGAACAUCACGAUAUACGGAUGCUCCUGCGAAUCAUUUAUUUAUUUUUAACCGGUUUUUAUACUGAAGGCCCAUUUUCACCGAGUUUUGCGGGUGAGCAUUUUUAAGCGAUUCUUAUGCUGAAGAAUCUCCGUCCGAUUUUUACGCUUGAAGUUUAUUUCCGAUUUUUAUAUUCAAAUAAAUUUGGAAUGGGUUUUACGAAGCAUAUUCUAUCCUUGCGACUUUUAUUUUCGGUCGCUCAUAUCUAACUCAGUUUACCCCAAAAUGGCGUUUGUCAUAAGAUAGCACAACAGCGACGAGUUAGGGUGGAGCGUAAUGCAACAUGGUUUAGCAAAAUAAAAUCUGAAAAUAUGAGACGUACUACAGGUAUACCUCGAUUUAACAUACAUUUUACGAUUCCAUCAUGUACGUUCAAUCGAAUUUUAUGUAAAAUCGAAACACAAAAGAAAUAUUUGUUUUCGAAUAGAAUUCUUUUUUUAUUCAUCACGAAAUAUUUACGAGGAUAUUACUGAUUGUAUCCACCUAACAGUGACAUAGAAACCACAUAUUCACAAUUAAACAAUUAGAUUGUUCUUCUGAACAUAAACAACAUAUUUAUCUUAACCUUGCCAAGUAUUCGCCAAUUCUAACAGAUAUUCAUUUCAUAAAUUUCGUCGCAAAAUUUUCUCAGAAUUCAGGAUAACUUAUAAGAAUAAUCAACAAAUUUUGAUUAACCAUUGUGUACAUGAAGAGCACAAUGCCUAAUUUUAGUAAGUAAGAAAAUUUGUGUUUCUAUUUUGUCUCAUCUUUAUCUUGGUAGACCAAUCUGUCCGUCAGAUAAUCGCAGAAUUCAAAAAGAGAACACUACUUGAGUUCACGAGCAAACGACUAGUCACGAAGUUUUGUAAGCACAGGAGUUCUACUUGCAGAAAAAAACAACCAAAUCGAGCCAUUGUAGCGCUAUAGUUCUCCUUAAGGAAAAGUUCAAUUAAAUCAUUUUGUGCACGACAGAUACAAUACCUCAGUUUAAAAGUCGAACUCAUCAGAAUGAAUAUGACAUUUUAAUUACAAUACAAAAAUAUUUUUAAAAAAAUUGUUUAAUCCUUAUGUACGACGAGGAGGUGGAAUUCACUGGAAUGUUGAUGUCACUAUUAUAGAUCUCCAAAAUAGCCGCGUAGCAUGUGAUAUCUAAAGGCAAGAAUUGAUCCACUGGUUUCCUGCUCCCACGUUGUAACAGGCGACAAAGACGGAAAUCUUUUCAUUAUUUGGAUCUAUCUCUUUUUUACAUAUUUUAUUAGCCUAUUAUUUAUUGGAUCUAUAUCCUAGAUUUCUAUUUAAACGUGAACAUUUAUUAUGGUACUCCUGGGGGCCAAGUAUCCAGAGUCCUCGAUCAUCUUAAAUCGUACGCAAAUGCCAGUACAGUUUAUUCGAAUCCCAAUCUCUACUAACGACCAUUCUCUACCCGUUGCAGUUGUUAAUAGUAAUAUAUCCAGAUAUACAGAAUACGCAGUAAUAUAUGAAUAAUAUAAACACAAUCAGUGUCGGACUAACAUUGCUUUUGUGUGCUUCUUCUGUUUGGAUUAAGUAAUGACUGGCACCGGUAUUGAUAAAUAAACACCGUGAGCUUACCAGGAGUCGUACAUUGAAGGAAGACUUGUAUCUUCCAUCAUUAUCGUCUAUUGCAUUUUUUUGCAAGAGGAAUCGAUCCAUUAUGAAGUUUUUUUUUGAAAAAUGUCCACAUGCACUGAGAAAUUCACCUGUUCAAUACAGCCUGAAAAAAGAUAUUAUCUUUAGCAAGAAUCGAGCUUACGUUCUUUCAAGCUCUAGUUGGGUGCGUUAACAUCGAGGGACUGUCAUGACUUCAUUACAACAAAUUUCCAACAGUUUCGUAAUAACUGCUACAGCCUCAAUGCCUAUUAGUGGAACUCACCGUCCGCCAAUAUCUCGUCAUCGCCCUAUACCUUCCAUCAACCAUAUCUUUCCAGUUAUCUAUUUUUAACUUACACAUAAAAACCCAUAAAACUAUUAUCAGGAAAUAACUCGAACCACAAAUUCGUGUAUUCAUUUUGCUGUGCGGUAUCAAAAUAAGAAUGUUUUUGUAUCUCAGAAUCAUAAACAUAAUCUAGCGAAAAAACGAAAAUAAAUUAUGUUUCUUUAAGCAUUGGAAGUGAAUCAUAGAAUAAAAUUGAUAUUGAUUCUUAACAUUUCGUUUUAGUAACAUUGACAUUAAAAUUUUUUUGCAUGAUGUUAAAUCGAGGUAAAAAUUACGUUAAAUCGAAAUAUGUUAAAUCGAGGGUAUGUUAAAUCGUAAGUAUGUUAAAUCGAGGUAUACCUGUAGUUGAGCGGGAGUAUUAAAACUGACAACAAGUUGCCAUGUGCUGUGCUUGAAGGGGAAAAGUAUGUUAGAUUAUUUCCUUUUUUUUCUGCGAGACAUUUUUUAUCAAUGGCCCCAAACAAACAAUAUUCCAUAACGAAUAUCACGUAACAUCGAUGUCAGAGCAGUGGGGUCAAGGCCAAGUUCCCUCUGGUUCGUGCUGAACUAAGAAGCAACAUCUAUUUAGGCACCGAGAACAGAUGUCCAGCGUAAACGUAAAAGUUGAGAAAAUAAACAUACCAAGAAAAUAAAAUGCAUAAAAUACUUUUGUUUAUAACACUAUGCUUUCGUACUCUCUUCCCCUUACUACACGAUAAAGCUACAAAAAGCACAUACUUGCUUCGCAUAUGCUAAUGUAGGGGUACAUGGGAGACUUGACCAAGCGCAAAUUUCUAUUGGCUAUGACGUGUUCUAUUAGACUUAAAAAAAAUUUCAAAAAUAUGUUUAUGCUUGUUUCGAUGCGGUAAUCGGUAAUUUCAAAAGUUUGGAAUAAAAAAUUCUUUCCUUAUAGAAAAUAUUCCGUAAUUUGAUUUUAAAAUUUGGUUCAAAUGAUGUAAUUUUUUAUCAAACUUUGUAUGGACAUAUCUACUCGACUAAUAAUUAUUUUCAAAGUACCUAUAUCAUAUCAUAUUCCUCAUGAAGUAGUGAAAUGAUUUUACAUUAAUCGAAAUAUUGCAAUAGUUAUUACUAAAAUUUGUACGACAUUGAACGUAAAAACUAAUAUUGGGGAGAUUUGACCAAGUGGCAAUAAUCUGAAGAAAGAUACAAAAUUUCCGACAUUUUUUACGCUGUGGUACCUACUGUUAAUGUUAAUCACGUCACACAAAAAUCCCACCUAAAACAUCUGUCAGUUUAGUACUAGUAAUCAAAGUUUGCACUAAUAUGACUAAUUUUAUAAUCUAAGCAGUACGGAUAAUCCUUAAAAGGAAAUGCAUUUGAAAAAUCUAAAUUUAUGAAACGCAUUUUUUUUACUGCUACCUAAUGAUCUCGACAAUAUGGAAAAGAGGAUUACAGUAUGUUUGACCCAAGUUUUCAAUAUUCUUUUGGUCAAGUCUCCCCAGGCCUUGGUCAAGUCUUCCCGCAAUGGGGAGGCUUGACGAAAAAAACGUUCGCAGAAAAACUUUUAUAACUUUUGCAAAAGUAAAUUAAAAAUUCUACAAAACAUCAUGAACACGCACAAUACCUUUGCACAUCAUAUCAAUGAGUUUUAAAGGAUUGAAAUUUUUUUAGAGAUUUAUGCAGAUUUAGCUGAAAACCUGGUCAAGUCAACCCCUACACAUUUUCACAGACGGGCACACGGUGUCUUUGUCCAACAACUUUAUUCAAAAAAAAAAAAUCGGCAUAUGUAAAACUUCGGGAAAUGAAAGAAUGGACUUUUUCCCUUUCAUUUGAAAGUAAAAUUAAAAUAUUUUGUCGGGGGGGGUCUCGAACAACUUUUUAUUUUAAAGUUUUUUGAUUGAAAACUUAAGUUUUUAAAUGAAAUUAAUUCGCAGUUUUGCUACUACAGACAUUCAAAAAAUACUAAAAGUGAGAAUCUGAUGAACAAUCCCAUUGUCUACAACUUCGUAGAAUGCUAUAAAUCGAUAUAAGAUCACCCGAGAAAGUUAUUAAAAUUUUAUCAGCUUUUAGGUGUGCGCGGGGCAUAUGGACUAAGAAGUCUAUUAACAAGGACUUACCAAAAAAUGUUGGGUUUAAAUGAACAGUAAAUUUAGAUAAAUUUCAAUGUAUACAAAGUCCCAUUCUCAGCAGAAAAAAUAUAUUUUCGGAUUUCUCCGGGUCUUGAGCGAAAAUAACACUUUAUGAUUAAGGAGAUGUGGAAAGGUGUUAACUAAAUUUAUUCGAUAAUCUUAUACCUUUUCAAGGAUUGUACGUCGAUUCCCGGUUUACCAUUUCCCGGAAUGUCAUUUCCCAGAAAACCAUUUCCCGGAAUGUACCAUUUCCCGGAAAACCAUUUCCCGGAAUGUACCAUCUCCCAGAAUAUCAUUUCCCGGAAUGUACCAUUUCCCGGAAUACUAUUUCCCGGAAUGUACCAUUUCCCGGAAUACCAUUACCCGGAAUGUACUUUUUCUCGGUAAUUAUUUAUACUAUUGAAAUCUAAAGUUAACAUGUAAUUUGAACUUUAAGAACAAAUCCAGAGCUAUGUUGACUUACAUAUGGGUCAUUCCAUGCGAAGUGAUCAAAAAAAUAUGCAAACUUGAAAUCGACCUUCACGGAUUUGAACCAAAUUUAAAGGAAUUGUUCAUCUAGGGCCAAUAUAUAAAAACCCAAAUUUUUGUGUCAAUUGAACCACCCCUCGGGUCAUGGGAGCACCCCCCGUUUUGGCAAAUUGCCAAAACGCUUGAUUUUCUUUUGAUCAUAUCUCCGGUUCUAUUUACUCUAGAAUCAAACCGUAAAUUGGCUUUUGAAGAAAAUUGUUCAAGGAGUCUAGAAAUAAUAUUAUUUUCUGCCGGCAGUGCUGCCAACUAUGCGAUUUUUCAGUUAAAUAUUAAAAGUUAGUUUUUCUCUCAAUACAUAUAUUUUAAUUUUGAAAAUUUUAAUGCCAUCGCGUUCCUCAGACAUUUUUACAUAAAAAACACUUAUCAUCCCAAUAUAAUAUGAGCGCAUCCUGAGAUAUACCGUUUUUCCUCUAUUCUUUAUUUCACAUUAUUCCGCGACAAAUAAAAUUUACAAUCAAGAUAUGAUAAGCUUUAUAGAUAUUGAUUGACUGUGCUGGAAUAAAACAUGAAGACAUUAUUCUGCAUUCCAAGUUUUUGUUUGGUUCGCUUGACACCUUAUCUUUGCUCUCUAAUCAUAUUAAUAAAAAACAAGCGCUCAUAAACCAAUAAUGUACCAGAAAACAGAUUAUGCUUAAAAAAUGCAAUGUCUCAAAGAAGAUUGUUAUGAAUUAUUAAUUUCCAAAAAAGUACUCAAAUUUUAAAGAAGACAUUCAAAAAUAUUUUUCAUGAUUUGCUCAUCUCCAAAAGAAGGCGAAUAAGCUCAUAGAAUAACAAUUAUAAUUCAAAAAGUUAUAACCCCAUAGAAAAUCCUCCCGAUUUUCCCACCGACUAAAUCGGCUUGCGUCGGCACAAUCGGCCGCCUAUGCCACCAAUUAAUCGGUCGAUUGUUGCACCAACUCUUAUGGGGGUUUAACAUCGACGUCAGCCGACACGACAACCGAUUAAAUAUGACAGACGAAAUCUGUAGAAAUCGGUCUAUUUCAACCAAUUAAAUCGAUCGAUUAGUUGAUAGUUUAAAACUGGAACCAGAUUCACACAGAUUAAAUCUGGCGAUUAUUAUGGUGACGAAAAUUGUCCACCGACCAAACCCGUCUUGGUCGUUUAAUUAAUCUGUCGACCUCGAAGCACCCGUUUUUGUCGGUCGACUGUGAAAUUUAUGAACUGUCAAAUUUUCUAUGGGAAAGGUAUGUUAGGACCACUAGUACUUAAAUCCAAUAAAACACCAAGAAUAUUUUGAAAGAGUUCUUAAAAGAAUGUGAAACUACAUAGAAAUAGAAAGUACAUAUAAAUCAAAAACAUUCCAAAAAUAACGACAAGGAAGCAUGCAUGUAUAAGAAAGAAAAACCGCAGAUUUUUUAGAUGAUAGAAUAUAUCUGAAGCAUUGUUGAGAUGUUAUUCUAACUUACAUUUAAAAUCAAUAAAAUUCCAAACAUAUUUCCAAA
Molecule: messenger RNA, 13638 nt
Organism: Topomyia yanbarensis
Lineage: Eukaryota; Metazoa; Arthropoda; Insecta; Diptera; Culicidae
Gene: gig
Product: tuberin
Exons: 6
Coding region: 235-6303 (2022 amino acids)
Biological process (GO): regulation of small GTPase mediated signal transduction; negative regulation of insulin receptor signaling pathway; negative regulation of phosphatidylinositol 3-kinase/protein kinase B signal transduction
Cellular component (GO): cytoplasm; TSC1-TSC2 complex; nucleus
Molecular function (GO): GTPase activator activity
Source: RefSeq, a predicted model, not a curated record